Messenger RNA from Myodes glareolus (Bank vole), 1037 nucleotides. The record is from RefSeq and is a predicted model, not a curated record. Lineage: Eukaryota; Metazoa; Chordata; Mammalia; Rodentia; Cricetidae.
AUGUGCCAAAUGGACAUGAAACUAGCCAGCACGAUCCCUUAUUCAGAAGACAAUAAGGAAAUCAGGCAGUUCGCGCUUCAGUGCCUGACUGGUUUGGAAAGACAGUAUGUUGGUCGGGUUCUUACUGUCUUCUCAUCCCUGCAGUUACUGUCCAGGCUGACCGAGCGGUUCGUGCAGGGCGUGGACAUGUUCGUGGAGACACUGUGGAAACUUUGGAUGGAGCUCUUGGAAGUCCUUGGACUUGAUGUGUCCAACCUGUCACAGUACUUCAGCCCAGCCUCCGUGUCCAACAGUCCAACCCGGGCCCUGGUACUGGUUGGCGUGGUCCUCCUGGCCUACUGGUUCUUGUCUCUGACCUUGGGUUUCACCUUCAGCCUCCUGCACCUGGUAUUUGGUCGAUUCUUCUGGCUCGUCCGUGUCAUCCUGUUCUCCAUGUCCUGUGUGUAUAUUCUGCAUAAGUACGAGGGUGAGCCCGAGCAUGCCGUGCUGCCGCUGUGCCUCGUGGUGGCCGUCUACUUUAUGACGGGGCCCAUGGGCUACUGGAGAGGCAGUCCCGGUGGCCUUGGCAGCCCCAGUGUAGAGGAGAAGCUGGAGCACCUGGAGAACCAGGUGAGACUGCUCAACAUUCGCCUCAACAGGGUGCUGGAGAACCUCGACCGCUCCAAGGACAAGUGAAGGUCAGCUGCCCGGACAUCUAAGGGCACCAGGCAUAGUGAUGUCAAAAGACAACGGAAGAAGAAGAAAAAACCAGCCGGCAGCCAAACCCCAAUCCUCCCAAUAAACUGAGCAAGAAUGCCACACCUGGUAUUUCCCACUGUGUGUCAACCUUAAGACCCACUGGAGGAGAAAGAACUUAUUAGAAUAGAACUUAAUCAGAGUGUUGCUAGUGGGAAAAACAUAUUUUUUGAACAAUGGAUAUACCCCUAUUAACUGUGUAGUUAGAAAAAUUUAUCUGCAUAGAAUAUAAAGUUGAUUUUUCCCCCAACAUUUAAAUCUUUUGUAAGGUUUUUAAAUAAAGGCAGAUCCAGUCAAGUUUA